Saccharomycodes ludwigii is the source of this 219-nucleotide messenger RNA. RefSeq lists its product as uncharacterized. NCBI's taxonomy places the organism in Eukaryota, Fungi, Ascomycota, Saccharomycetes, Saccharomycodales, Saccharomycodaceae. The coding region runs from base 1 to 219 and encodes 72 amino acids. The record is from RefSeq and is a predicted model, not a curated record. The transcript has a single exon.
AUGGUUUGUAAGCAAGGUUUAUACGAUUCAGAUGAAUCUUUGUAUCAGAAAAAACACAAAGGAAGUUUACAUGUAAAUAUGAAAAAAAAUAUAUCUAUUUGUAAACUAUUUCCACCCAUAAUAAAGGAACAAUUUAUCCCAGGUUGUAAAGAAUAUAUACCAUUAUUUCAUGAUGGGAUACGAGAAGCUGCCUCUGUAGAGUACAACAUUGAUAUAUGA